CGGAGGGCGGCAAGAAGGACGCCGGCCUCGCCGAGGCCAAGGGCUGGCAGGACGGCAAGAAACAGGUGGUGAGCUUGAUGCUGCGCCAGACCAUGCGCAGCGCACAACAGAUACGCGAGCUGCAGAGCACCCUCUUCGACGUCUUCCUUGCGCCAGAGGGAUCGCCCAUCGUCUGGGCCAUGCAGGAACAAACCUCGAUGUACAGCGAGACGGUGAAGAACAACAAGAACCACGAGCUCGGACACAGGCCCGACCAGCAGGAUCAGCCGAUCAAGAUCUCGGACGCGCGCCACCAGACGAUCGUGAAGGCCCACGACGAGUACGCCGAGUACACGCUGGAAAAGAAGUGCGAGCUCGCACGAGUAUGCAAGCUGGAGAAAGUCUCCCAGAAGGGCAAGAAAAAGCUAACGAUGUGCUUCCGCAACCAGACGUUCAGAGCGACCAUCAUGCAGGCGUGCCAGGGCAUCGGGCAGAUGGAUCUGAAGCAGUGUCGCGCCCGCACGAGCUUCCCCGAGCGGGAGCUCCAAGCGGUGCUGGAG
Messenger RNA from Prorocentrum cordatum, 539 nucleotides. NCBI's taxonomy places the organism in Eukaryota, Dinophyceae, Prorocentrales, Prorocentraceae. The record is from the annotation of a GenBank genome assembly.